CUCCAACUCAUCGGCUCAAGCGUCACGAGUCACGAGUCACGACUAUGCGAGAUCUUUCAAGCAGUGCUGCCUGGCAGGGUUUUAUGAUUUCGCUGUGUCAACUCGAAGGCCCAGCCGUACUGCCGGAUGGCGACUCGACGACGCACCAGCGAUGCUUACUUUCGACCCAAUCACAUUCGCUUCAGCCACAUUCGCUUCAGUCACGUUCGCUUCAGUCACGUUCGCUUUCUUCGGGCAACUCUAGUUCUCUUCCUUUGCGGGAUCGCACUCGUUUUGAGCUCAAUCUGGCCAGUGUCACGUGACAGUAACGCGUUUGGGUCCGACGCUUCUAUCGAAGGCUACAAAAGCGGAGACGAUUAUUUCGAGCUGUCAGCCGCUGAUUGGCCGUUCGAGGAUUGGAUGGGAUGCUUUUUCUGGGGCGACAAUCCCGAGGAGAUGACGGACGCUCUGGCGUCAUCCCAGCCGUUCAUCGCCACCGCAUCAAGCACCAAAUCCUCAUUUCAAAUCGAUCUCGGAUCGGGUCGAACCGACCCUGAACGCGAACCGGAGGUCGAACCUCGUGUGGCGUCGGGUCGAACCUCAGAGCAGAGGGGACGGUCGGAUGGACGCGAGGGAUUGCUGCGGCUCGUAUCGAACGAGCUAGAUUUCGUCACUGACGUCGUGGACGUGCAACGGCAGCAGCGGCAGCAGCGGCGGCAAAGAAUAUCCCGCGGGAAAGUCGCUUUCACGGUGAAAGAAGAAGCUUCCGGCCGCAGUCUCGCUAGCACUGAGUCGACUCAAAAGCGGGAAAGAAUUAUAUUCCUUGGGACAGUGGAAGAAGCCUCUGGCCGCAUUACCGGCGCUAGCGUCGUAGAUGAAUCUCAGGCGCUCAGGUGCCCCCAGGCGCAUUCGCGGUACAGGCAGACUCGCUACAAGGAGAGGAGCGUCGUUAGCGCUGCUGCUGCUGCUGAGAACGAAACGAGAGGAAAAGGAGAAAACAGAACGGAGACGAUGGAGGGCAUCGGCUUGGCAAUUGACGACUACGAGAGGGAGCUGAGAAUGCUGAAGUCACAGGUGCGUGCAAUGACCGGCGCCAUCAGAGGCAACGCCCUGUUCUCUACGGAGGCACGGCUGCGGCGGCUGAUGCAGGCACGCAAGCAGCGGGAGGUGGCAUGGUUUGUCUCGACUUGGCGCAGGUCGCAGCUGCGGUUGAACAACGCCACGUGGCCUCCAGCCAAUCAAUGGACCGCUGAGCUGGCAGCAGCGAAUAGAAUGCCAAGGAAAAUGCCAAGUAUAAUGCGACCACAUGGGUCGAUGAGUUCUUCUCCUCGAGACAGGCAAACCAAAGCAAGCCUGUCAGCAAUGGGGGGUGCUGAUGUGGUGGCGGCAGCAGUUGGGAAUGGUGAUGUGGCAGCUUUGGGGCGUGAUGACACAUCAGCAUUGGGAGAUGAUGACAUCAUCAUCGUGUUGUAUGUGCACAACCGGCCGGCGUAUCUCAGCCGCACUCUGGAUGCUCUAAGCAAAGUGCAUGGCAUACAGAACGUGCUGCUCAUAGUGAGCCAUGAUGGCUUCUACCCCGCCAUGCACCAGCUAGUCCAGUCAGUCUCCUUCUGCCGGGUCAAGCAGCUCCACUCCCCCUUCUCUCCGCACCUCUUCAACGGAACCUUCCCAGCAGCUGCCCCGGAUGACUGCCGCGGCAAGUCAAGGCGCCCCUGGGAGACCAGAGCAGGCUGCCAGUGGCCAGCACGGGGGAUUCAUGAGGGGCCAAGGGAGACUGUGAGCGAUGGUAUGCGUGACGGCGACGGCGACGGCAUGGUGGGAGAUGGCGUGCGUUGCUGGGGCCAGGCAGACGAGUUCGGGUCGUACCGCGAUCCGAGAAUCGUCUCGCUCAAGCACCACUGGUGGUGGCUGCAGAAUACGGUGUGGGACGGCCUCCCAGAGACCAAGUCAUUCAACGGCCACAUGCUGUUCAUAGAGGAGGACCACUGGCUCUUCCCCAACGCGCUUAGCCACCUCCGCGCUUUGCUAAGCGCCAAGAGCCGCGGCCGCUGCGACCAAUGCAUCGCUGCAAGCCUGGCGCCAGCGGACGUCGGAGUGGUGGAGGACAAGGAGGGGGGUGGGGGGGAGUGGAGGGAGAUGAUGACAGCCUCAGUGGACACAGCGGGGGAGGUGGAGGAUGAGGAGGGGGGUGAGAUGGAGGACAGGGGGGUGAAGCCUGCAGUGCGAGCACAAGAGGGGAGUGCGGUAGAGAAGGGGGGAGUUUCAAGGCGGAAACGGCACUUCACUGCAGAGAGGCUGGGCAAUGUGGGGUACAGCUUCAACAGGAGUGUGUGGGAGAUGAUGCGUGGACUAGCAGAGGAGUUUUGUUACUUGGAUGAGUACAACUGGGACAGGUCCAUGUGGGGGCUUAUCUCCCACCACAUGCCGUCUGCUCGCAUGCUACGAUGGCACCGCACCAGCGCAUGGCACUUUGGAGAGGGAAUGGGAAUGGGAAUUGGAGUGGGAAUGGAGGAUCCCAAGCUUCUCGUGGGGAAGUGGGAUCCGCUGAAGUAUUUCGACUAACAGCGCAAGACGAGAGGGAUUCAAUCCAUAAAGAAGCGCCCAUCGUAAUUUUACCUGUGUACACGUGGCCGGUUGUCAGUGGAGAGGGUGGCUGGGGGGAUGGUCGAGAUAUUGCACUCUGCAUGCACAUUGCAAGCAUGUACAAGCAUUCUACAAAUUGAUUUACCCUUCAUUGCAUUUUUACCCCAUCUUCAAUGCAAGAACCAUGACGCUAUGGGCGUUGGAGGUGCUCACUAUAACGGGGAGGGCAACAUUUCCGGACAGGCAACCACAGGUUGGCUCCAGCAAGGGAGGUCGUGUGCAGGCCUCUUGCUAAGGCCUAGGGGAUUCCGUUAGUGAAAGGAAUCGGCUCAGAAUUACCCGUUCAAAGACGGAAUUUACGGGAAACUACCCGUUAGCAUACUGAUUCGUCGACGCACUAACCUUCGCGCUUUUCUACCAUCCUCAGAGACUAUGAGCCUUUGCCAGUGCUUAGGGAGUGCUGAGGGAAAACACUCAGGGUGUGAGGUGUUUCUCGCUCCUGCUAUGCCAGGAGUCAGGUCGGGAGUGUACUCUGUUAGAAAGAGAGAAUGAAUGGACUAGUGUGAG
This is a messenger RNA of Closterium sp. NIES-67, 3129 nucleotides long. The record is from the annotation of a GenBank genome assembly. Lineage: Eukaryota; Viridiplantae; Streptophyta; Zygnematophyceae; Desmidiales; Closteriaceae.